AUGCAUAUAAUAAACUUUUCAAAUCAUGAAUCCGCCUAUGCCAUUAACUUCUUCAGAGCUUCCGCAUGAUGUAGCUUUCAAGAUAUUAACUCGAACAUCCUUAGAAACACUAGAUGCAUGCAAAGUAGUAAGCAAAACAUGGAAUGGGAUGACAUAUGAAUCAAGCUUCAUGGAAAGUUAUUGUUGUAGAACCAACAAUAUUUCAGGUUACUUUGUUCAAGGUAUAAGAAACAACAAGUACAUUUCAGAGUUUGUUUCAAUGGACGGAUGUUCGGAAAAAGAUCAAUUGUCACAUUUACCAGUUGCAGCCUUGAAAACUAAGGACAUAUUUUCCGAUCACUAUAAUUGCGACAUGAAAAUUGAGGCAUCUUCAAAGCAAGGGAUUUUGUGUUGCAUGAGAACAACAAGGAACGAUAAUCAUAGGUACUACAUUUGCAAACCUAGUACUCAAGAAUGGAAAAAGUUGCCUAAUCCAAAAAUGAGGUAUAAGACUGUCAAAGUUGCUCUAGUGGUACUUAAAUCAAAUCCUUUACGUUUCAAGAUUAUUCGUUUGUCACAAGACGACCCAGCUCGUUCUAGUGGUUUGAUUUAUCUUCUCACAACUGAUAAUCAAGUAUUAGUCCUAAACUACGAUGGGGAAGAAGCGUAUCCAAGAUUUGAACUUCCAGAACAAGUGACCCAAAACGAAGAUUGCAAAUACAAGAAACUGAUUUCGUAUGAAGGAAAGUUGAGACUUAUUUGUUUUUCUUGGAGUGAAAUCUUAGAGCUUUGGUGCAUUGAGAAUACCAGAAAUCCCUUUUGGACGAAGGAGAAAGAAGUUGAGAUUGAAAGCAUCAAAAGGGUGACGAAUUACCCAAGUCCAAUAGAUUUUUACAACAAUGAAAUUGUUUUGCUAGGAUUAUAA
This is a messenger RNA of Lycium ferocissimum, 904 nucleotides long. Its product is annotated as F-box protein At5g41720-like. The coding region runs from base 26 to 904 and encodes 292 amino acids. The record is from RefSeq and is a predicted model, not a curated record. Gene Ontology annotation, molecular function: protein binding. Lineage: Eukaryota; Viridiplantae; Streptophyta; Magnoliopsida; Solanales; Solanaceae. The transcript has 3 exons.